Camelina sativa (false flax) is the source of this 5405-nucleotide messenger RNA. NCBI's taxonomy places the organism in Eukaryota, Viridiplantae, Streptophyta, Magnoliopsida, Brassicales, Brassicaceae. The record is from RefSeq and is a predicted model, not a curated record.
ACGCCGCGAAAAGAAAAAAAAUACAGUACAAGUGGCGGGGUGCUUUCUGGGUUUGCCUAUUUCAUUCUGAAUCGCCGCCGUGAAUUCGAAUGUGUGUUAGAUCCGUCGGUGAUGUCGUCGUCGCAGAACCUUGGUGGCGCCACCAGAUGCGGCCGUGUGAUUGGGCCAUCUUUGGACAAGAUCAUAAAAAAUGCCGCGUGGCGCAAGCACACCUUCCUCGUUUCCGCCUGUAAGUCUGUCCUCGACAAGUUGGAGACUCUCUCCGAUUCUCCCGAUCCUUCAUCGCCUCUCUUCGGUCUCUCCACCUCCGAUUCAGAUGCCGUCCUUCAGCCACUCCUUCUCUCUCUUGAUACCGGCUACGCCAAGGUUAUUGAACCUGCUCUCGAUUGCUCUUUCAAGCUCUUCUCCCUCUCCCUCCUCCGGGGCGAGGUCUGCUCAUCUUCUCCUGAUUCCCUUCUCUACAAGCUCAUCCACGCGAUCUGCAAGGUUUGCGGCAUCGGCGAGGAGUCAAUUGAGCUGGCGGUCCUUCGCGUCCUCCUCGCCGCCGUCAGAUCUCCUCGCAUCCUGAUCCGUGGCGAUUGUUUGCUCCAUCUAGUCAGGACUUGCUACAAUGUGUAUCUCGGCGGAUUUAACGGGACCAACCAGAUCUGCGCUAAAUCUGUGUUGGCUCAGAUCAUGCUCAUCGUCUUCACCAGAUCCGAGGCGAAUUCUAUGGAUGCGUCACUCAAAACAGUUAAUGUCAACGACUUGCUUGCCAUCACGGAUAAGAAUGUCAACGAAGGCAACUCUGUUCAUAUUUGUCAGGGUUUCAUCAACGACGUUAUUACGGCCGGGGAAGCAGAUCCUCCUCCGGAUUUCCUGCUAGUCUUGCAGGGCCCAGAGGAGGAGGAGGAUGAUGGUGCUUCAACUAGCAAGAUCAGGGAAGACGGAUUCCUUCUCUUUAAAAAUCUGUGUAAGCUGUCUAUGAAGUUCUCGUCACAAGAGAACACCGACGAUCAGAUUCUUGUUAGAGGCAAGACUUUGUCUCUCGAGUUGCUCAAAGUCGUCAUUGAUAACGGUGGCCCGAUCUGGCGUUCUGACGAAAGGUUUCUCAAUGCCAUUAAGCAGUUCCUUUGCUUGUCUUUGUUAAAGAAUAGCGCACUCUCGGUUAUGUCUAUUUUUCAACUUCAAUGUGCUAUCUUCACCACCUUGCUACGGAAAUAUAGAUCGGGUUUGAAAUCAGAAGUAGGCAUAUUCUUCCCCAUGCUUGUCCUCCGUGUUCUUGAAAAUGUUCUUCAGCCAAGUUUCCUGCAGAAAAUGACCGUGCUCAGCUUACUUGAGAACAUUUGCCACGAGCCAAACCUAAUAGUUGACAUAUUUGUCAACUUUGACUGUGAUGUGGAGUCACCAAACAUCUUCGAAAGGAUUGUCAACGGUCUUCUAAAAACUGCUUUAGGGCCUCCUCCUGGUUCGUCGACAACUUUGUCCCCAGUCCAGGAUAUUACUUUUCGGCAUGAAUCAGUGAAGUGCUUGGUUAGCAUUAUUAAGGCAAUGGGAACAUGGAUGGACCAACAAUUGAGCAUGAGCGAAUCACUUCUGCCUAAGAGCUUAGAAAAUGAAGCACCUGUAGACAAUCAUUCUAGCCCAAAUGAAGAAGACGGGACAACUACAGAUCAUGACUUUCACCCAGAUUUGAGUUCAGAGUCAUCAGACGCUGCAACUCUUGAACAAAGGAGGGCAUACAAAAUUGAACUCCAGAAAGGCAUCACUCUAUUCAAUAGAAAGCCGUCAAAGGGUAUUGAGUUUCUUAUAAGCUGUAAAAAGGUUGGCAACUCCCCAGAUGAGGUGGUGUCGUUCCUGAGAAAUACCACAGGCUUGAAUGCUACCAUGAUUGGUGAUUAUUUGGGUGAAAGAGAGGAGUUUCCAAUGAAAGUUAUGCAUGCCUAUGUGGACUCGUUUGAUUUCAAGGAGAUGAAUUUUGGUGAGGCAAUUAGGUUUUUCUUAAAGGGGUUCAGGCUUCCUGGGGAAGCGCAGAAAAUUGACCGCAUAAUGGAAAAGUUUGCUGAACGCUUUUGCAAAUGCAAUCCAAAUUCAUUCAGCAGUGCUGACACAGCAUAUGUUCUUGCAUACUCUGUGAUAAUGCUUAACACUGAUGCCCACAAUAUCAUGGUUAAAGAGAAGAUGACCAAGGCUGAUUUUAUCAGAAAUAACCGAGGCAUUGAUGAUGGCAAAGAUCUACCAGAGGAGUAUCUUGGUGCGCUUUAUGACCAAGUUGUCAUAAAUGAAAUAAAGAUGAGUUCUGAUUCUUCUGCCCCAGAAAGCAGGCAGUCCAAUGGCUUGAAUAAACUACUGGGUCUGGACGGUAUACUCAAUCUGGUUUAUUGGACACAGACAGAAGAAAAGGCAGUCGGGGCUAAUGGUCUUCUUAUAAAGCAUAUUCAAGAAAAGUUCAGGUCGAAGUCUGGAAAAUCAGAAUCAGCUUACCAUGUCGUUACAGACGUUGCAAUAUUGCGUUUUAUGGUUGAAGUUUCAUGGGGACCAAUGCUUGCCGCAUUCAGCGUGACACUUGAUCAGAGUGAUGACAGGCUUGCUGCAGUUGAAUGCUUACGAGGCUUUCGGUACGCCGUUCAUAUUACAGCAGUUAUGGGUAUGCAAACGCAAAGAGAUGCAUUUGUCACUUCCAUGGCCAAGUUCACAAAUCUCCAUUGUGCAGGAGAUAUGAAGCAAAAGAAUGUCGAUGCUGUUAAAGUAAGUUUCUUCUUAUGAAAAUCAGUUGUUUCUUUCUGUAUUUGCUGUCCUCACAUCCGGUUUUCAAGGUAUAAGAACAGAGAGAUGAAGCAUUUUAAGCUAACUGCUGAUUCCAGACCAGNCUCUUCAUCCGAGACGGAAGAGAAGAAAGCCUUGGGGUUUCCUAACUUGAAGAAAAAAGGAGCCCUCCAGAAUCCGGUGAUGAUGGCUGUUGUUCGAGGGGGCACAUAUGAUAGCAGUGCAAUUGGACCAAAUAUUCCAGGGCUUGUGAAGCAGGACCAGAUCAAUAACUUCAUUGCAAACUUGAAUUUGCUUGACCAGAUCGGGAGUUUUCAGUUGAAUAAUGUAUAUGCUCAUAGCCAGCGGUUGAAGACUGAAGCCAUAGUAGCAUUUGUUAAAGCUCUAUGCAAAGUCUCUAUGUCAGAACUACAGUCUCCUACGGAUCCUCGAGUAUUUAGCCUCACAAAAUUAGUUGAGAUCGCCCACUACAACAUGAACCGCAUCAGGCUAGUCUGGUCUCGCAUAUGGAGCAUCCUGUCAGAUUUUUUUGUAUCUGUUGGCUUGUCGGAGAAUCUUUCUGUUGCAAUAUUCGUUAUGGAUUCACUACGACAACUUUCUAUGAAGUUCUUGGAACGUGAGGAGCUGGCUAACUACAACUUCCAGAAUGAAUUUCUUCGACCAUUUGUCAUUGUUAUGCAAAAAAGCAGUUCUGCUGAAAUAAGAGAACUAAUAGUUCGGUGCAUUUCUCAAAUGGUACUCAGCCGUGUCAGUAAUGUAAAAUCAGGGUGGAAAAGUGUUUUCAAGGUUUUCACAACCGCAGCAGCUGAUGAAAGGAAGAACAUUGUGUUGCUGGCCUUUGAGACAAUGGAAAAAAUUGUCCGAGAGUAUUUUUCAUAUAUCACAGAGACGGAGGCAACAACCUUUACUGAUUGUGUUAGAUGCCUCAUAACUUUCACAAACAGCAAAUUCACCAGCGAUGUUAGCCUGAAUGCUAUUGCAUUUCUACGAUUUUGUGCCCUAAAACUUGCAGAAGGAGGCCUUGUGUGGAAUGAGAAGGGUAGGUCCAGCAGUCCCGGUACUCCAGUAACUGAUGACCAUGCACCAAAUACCCAAAAUUUUAUGGAUGCAGAUGAAAACAUAUCAUAUUGGGUUCCUUUACUCACAGGAUUGUCUAAGCUAACUGCUGAUUCCAGACCAGCAAUCCGUAAAAGCUCCCUGGAAGUGCUCUUUAAUAUUUUAAAGGAUCAUGGUCAUAUUUUCUCACGAACAUUCUGGAUUGGUGUUUUCAGUUCUGUUAUUUAUCCUAUAUUUAAUAGCGUGUGGGGCGAGAAUGAUCUGCUUUCUAAAGACGAACACAGUUCAUUCCCCUCUACAUUUUCUCCACAUCCUAGUGGAGUUUCUUGGGAUGCUGAGACUUCAGCUAUGGCGGCACAGUCUCUGGUAGACCUAUUUGUCAGCUUUUUUACUGUCAUAAGGUCUCAACUAUCAAGUGUAGUGUCCUUACUUGCUAGUUUUAUAAGAAGUCCAGCUCAGGGUCCUACAGUAGCUGGAGUUGGCGCGUUGCUGCGGUUGGCAGACGAAUUGGGUGGCAGUUUCUCGAAAGAUGAGUGGAAGGAGAUUUUUUUGGCUGUGAAAGAAGCUGCUUCAUUGACAUUGUCUAGUUUCAUGAAAACACUGAGAACCAUGGAUGAUGUUCCAGAUGAGGAAACGUUGUCUGAUCAGGACUUUAGUAACGAAGAUGACGUGGACGAGGACAGCCUGCAAACUAUGUCUUAUGUUGUUGCAAGAACAAAGAGUCACAUCACCGUCCAGUUGCAGGUUGUUCAGGUAGUGACUGAUCUCUACCAAAAUAAUCAGCGGUCAUUAUUGGCAUCUCACGUCACUGUUAUCCUGGAGAUACUUUCAUCAAUCUCAUCACAUGCCCACCAGCUAAAUUCUGAUUUGAUACUGCAAAAGAAAAUGAGGAGAGCAUGCUCUAUCUUGGAGCUCUCUGAACCUCCCAUGCUUCAUUUCGAAAAUGACACUCACCAGAACUACCUGGACAUUCUUCAAGACCUACUGACAUACAACCCAGGAGUGUCCUUGGAGCUAAACAUAGAGUCUCAACUGAUUACAGUGUGUGUGCAAUUACUGAAGAUGUACCUAAAGUGCACUUUGUUUCAGGGUUCAGAGUUGGAAGAAACCAGGCAGCCUAAAAACUGGAUUCUACCCAUGGGAGCAACAUCGAAGGAAGAAGCAGCAGCAAGAUCUCCACUAGUGGUUGCAGUGCUGAAGGCACUGAGGGAACUGAAAAGAGAUUCAUUCAAGAGGUAUGCACCAACUUUCUUCCCAUUGUUGGUGGAGCUUGUGCGGAGUGAGCACAGCUCUUCACAAGUCCCACAAGUCUUAAGCACCGUGUUCCAUACAUGUAUGGGUCCAAUGAUGGGUGAAUAGAAUAGGAUUGUUGUAAGUGCAUUGAAGUUUGACAUUCGAGCACCUAAAGGAUAGGUUACGAGCAGACACAAAUCACUCUUUUCUUCUUUCGUUUUUUCUUCUCGUGUCUAAUGAGUAUUGACGAAAGAAUGUGAGAUUAACAGGUUUUGUGCGGUUGAUUGCUUGUGCUGAUAUAGAGUAAUUAAUUACUGUUAUAGAAACUAAGAAAAGGAUGGUGAAAAUUUUCUGCACUGCAUACUUUCUUC